GCCCCCUCUCUGCCUCUGCCCCUCCCCCUCUGCACCUCUCCCUCUGCUCAUGCUCUCUCGUUUUCUCUCUUAAAUAAAUAAAAUCUUAAAAAAUAAAUGGAGGUGGAAUUAAGAAGGGAAAAUCCUGAUAUCGAUUUUCCUCUCAAAAUAGAAUGAAAUUUAUGAAUUGUAUAAGAAAAAGGAGGAAGUACCCUUGGUCUGAGGACUUUGGUAGUCCACUGGUACUCUCCUGCCCUUGGAUGUCUAACAGUUUCAUUUUAGUACAGCCAGCAGAGCUGUGCAAGCCUUUUGAGCUGUGGCAGCUCCUAGGAGAUGGUGUUUGUUCUAAGAUGGCAAUGAUAGGACUCCCAGGAGACAGCUAUGAAGUCUGGAUUUAGCUUUGGGUAUCUUUUUGGAAAAGAAGCAGCUCAUUUGAUGAGAGUGGAUAUGGGAUUAGGAGAGGUGGACAUUCAAAUUUAUUCACUUGAGGCCUGAUCUAGUUUUAACCUAAGUUAGCCCCACAGGGAGAUAAUCUGGCAACGUACAUUUAUCAUUUCCUGAUGUUCGCUGAGGUUACAGAAGAGAAUGAAAGCCAAAUAUCUUGAGCUGUGAUAUAUAUGGAUUUCAUCACCCACAGAUUGAAACUGAACUAUUCAAGAAAGGGGUUAAGAGAGACAGAGUAGAGAAGUCCGACCCAAGUUUCAUCAAGGACUGGUCUUUUCUAUUGUCUGGUCCACACUGAAUUCAUCCCUACUGUAAAUAUUAAGUACACCUUCCAGGAAAAAUUAAUUACUUUCUAAGAACCUAAAAUUGUUACAAAGGAUUAAACUUUUAGGUCUUUCUUUAGCUACAACAAUUAGGUCCCACUGAUUUGAUACUAAAAUCUGUGUACUUGGAUGACUGUCUCAGGGAGUGUUAAUAGAGUAAAAUAGGUUUCAAUGACAUCAUUAGCUCCAUGUCUGUCUGUAAAAUGGUAGCUUCCCUGCAGCAAGAGGAGGGAGCAGCGGCAGCCGGCACCUGCACAAACGCACGUGAACUCCAAGUAUUUCUUACCUACUGGCCUCCUUGGGCUUUCCUGACAGCCUCAUGGAUACUUAGAACCACCAAAGGUCUCAGGGAGGCACAGGCCUUUGUCUGUAGGCCCUGCUAUCCUAGUGCCCUACCCAGUACUCCCUGGCUGGGUUGGGAUCUGAGGCUAGUAGGCAAGGUUGGACCCUACUGGGUAUUCAUGGUUAGGGACAGCAGGCUAUUCUAACAGACUUAUUUACAAACAGCUUUAGACAUUUGUUAAUACACAGUAUUUUAGAAGUAAAACAUGAAGUUCUCUUCUUCUGUCUCCAGUUUCAUAGUUCAGUUUCAUGGUAUUAUGCAGGUGGGUUUCUGACUUUGAGACAAUCUUUUUCUGCUUCACUAUCCAGGGAUUAUUUGCAGACUGCUCUAACGUGGUAACUGCCACUGUAUGGGAGACAUUAAUCAGGGUAGCAUUUGAUAUGCACCCUUCCCUGACCUCCUUAGCUGUCAGCAGGCAAAAAGAUCCUACAGGGUAUAUUCCCUUUUCCUGUGGAAUAGUACAUAGAAGGCAUAGCCCCAGGUGUGGCUCUGCCAGUAUCACCGACUCUCUAAAGGGAGGGCAGAGGGGCUGCGGGCUGGUGUGACAUGAUAGAGGCAGUAAUUACUCAUACCACUUGGCUUCCCUGCUGAGAUAAGAGCCUUUAGAGAAAUAACUUGUCCCUGCCUUUUCUCUCAACAAGCCCAAGCCACAGAGGCAACAGUUGUUCUUUUCUCCAACCAGAAGAGAAAAGGUGCAGUGCAUUGCUAGGCAUGGGCUAUUCAUUAAUUCAUGGCUAAUUCAUCUGUUCAUUUAUCUGGUAUUUAUUAAAUUUUCAUAGUGUGGUAGGUCUGUGUAGUUAAAAAGAGGUAUAAGACAGUCCUUUUCUCCAAGAAGCUCACAGCUAGUGGAGAAGAGAUGUGAAAAACAAUUGUAAUACAAUGAAAGAAAUAAUGCAGUGUGAUAAAAGCUAUGAUAGAAAUAUCUUCCAGGUCCUUGCUGAAGCAUAAAAGAGGAAAUAACUUGGACUUCUCAGUAACUUCCUUGGAGCCUAGAAGAUGGAAAAUUGAACUUUUAAUUUAUAUUCAGCUCUGCUGGAGUUCUUGAAGAUUAAUACCUACUUAUAACUCUUGUUAUAUUUCAAGACAGAAAGUUAAUUUGAGGGAGAAGAUUCGUCAAUAAUCUGCUAUACCAAUGUCAGCACAAUGACAGUAGCUCUUACCCUCUACUGGGUGGUCACCAUGUACCAAGUGAUGCUAAGCCCUUUAUACACAUCAUCUCUUUUAAUUCUCACCACAAUCCUAUGAGCUCCUGAGCUUUUCUUCCGUCUGUCAUGCUCUGAGCCCAUUCUUAGCAAACCACCAGGUCCGGGACACCUGGUGUGCAGCCACCCUGGGCUUGUUGUGCUCUGAUCCAAGUGCCUGCAUCUGCCCCCUGGUGGCCUGAUGACAGAGCUUCAUGGAGGUAUCUUCCAGAUCCUCCUCCAACCUUGACCCAGGCAACUAUGGGGAAGUGCGUGAUCUGAUCACCCAGACACCCUCUAAAGUGCAGAUACAAGAUAUUACUAAGGAGCUACACUGCCCACUGUGUAAUGAUUGGUUCCAUGAUCCAUUGAUGCUAAGCUGUGGCCACAACUUCUGCCAGGCCUGUAUCCAAAACUUUUGGAAGCAGCAAGUAAAGGAAACAUUCUGUCCUGAGUGUAAGAUGCUAUGUCAAUAUAGCAACUGUACAUUCAACCUUGUACUUGAGAAGCUGGUAGAGAAGAUAAAGAUGCUACCCUUACUCAAGGGCUAUCCACAGUGCCCAGAGCAUGGAGAGAAUCUGAAACUAUUCAGUAAGCCAGAUGGGAAACUGAUCUGCUUUCAAUGCAAAGAUGCUCGGUUGUCUGUGGGGCAGUCUAAAGAUUUCCUGCAGAUCUCUGAUGCUGUCCGUUUCUUCAUGAAGGAGCUCACCAUCCAUCAAGGUCAACUGGAGGCAACCCUGAAGAAACUUCAGUCCCUGAAGAAUACGCAGAAAGAUGCUAUUGCUGCUUACAAGUUGUUUGAGUACGGGUGGUGUGGGUCCUCGCCCCCAAGCGCUAGUCUCAGUAAUUACCAUGGUGAUGACUGCGGAGGUUUCCAGGAAAACAAGCUACAUCUGCAGCAACACAUCUCCUUGGAGUUUCUAAAGCUACAUCAGUUCCUGCACAGCAAAGAAAAGAACAUUUUAAAUGAGCUCCGAGAAGAGGGGAAAGCCUUGAAUGAGGAGAUGGAGCUGAGUCUGAACCACCUUCAAGAACAGUGUCUCCUAGCCAAGGGGAUGUUGGUGAGCAUCCAAGCACAGAUGGAACAGCAGAAUCCCUUCUACUUUCUCAAAGAUAUCUCAUCUUUCUUGGAUAGCUUGGAACAAGGAACAAAGGUGCUGAUGCCCAGAGAGCUUAUCUCCAGAAAGCUGAACCCUGGCCUGUACAAAGGUCCCAUCCAAUACAUGAUGUGGAGGGAAAUGCAGUUUUCUCUCUCUCCAGGCCUAUCUUCAUUAACUCUAGACCCUAAAACAGCUCACCCAAAUCUGAUGCUCUCCAAAAACCGGACCAGUGUGUGGCAUGGUGACAUUAAGCAGGUAAUGCCCGAUGAUCCAGAGAGGUUUGACUCAAGUGUGGCUGUGCUGGGCUCAAAAGGCUUCACAUCUGGAAAGUGGUACUGGGAAGUAGAAGUAGCAAAGAAGACAAAAUGGACAGUUGGAGUCGUCAGAGAAUCCAUCAUUCGGAAGGGCAGCUGCUCUCUAACUCCUGAGCAAGGAUUCUGGCUUUUAAGACUAAGAAACCAAACUGACCUAAAGGCUCUGGAUUUGCCUUCUUGCAGUCUGAAACUGACUAAUAACCUCAACAAGGUGGGCAUAUACCUGGAUUAUGAAGGAGGGCAGGUGUCCUUCUACAAUGCUAAAACCAUGACCCACAUUUACACCUUCACUAGCACUUUCAUGGAGAAACUUUAUCCUUACUUCUGCCCAUGCCUUAAUGAUGGUGGAGAGAAUAAAGAACCCUUGCAUAUCAUACACCCACAGUAAUUAGUCAUACUAUUGUAUAAAUUCAGAGCGUUAUUAAAGAGGUAUUAAAAUAGUUCCAGUCUCACUGGUUUCUCUUCCCAGUUUAUGGGGAACUCUAGAAUAAUGAAGAAAUGAUUCACAAACUAAAUUCUAUUCUCAGGGUCUUAAGUGCAUUUCACCGGAGCUUUUCAAGAUGUCCUUCUACUUCUCUGGGGUCUUCUAGGACACAGAAGCCACUCUUCAUGAGAAUGAUCAUCAUGCUAUUAUGACUGGAGCAAACUGAAACUUCAGUUUGUGAUGCUUGGAAACCCUUUCCAAACACCCUGAAAUUCUAUUAUGCUGUCAUUAUUCUCAGCACAAGACU
Ailuropoda melanoleuca (giant panda) is the source of this 4415-nucleotide messenger RNA. It is a transcript of the gene TRIM69, whose product is annotated as tripartite motif containing 69. The coding region runs from base 2486 to 4072 and encodes 528 amino acids. The transcript is spliced from 8 exons. NCBI's taxonomy places the organism in Eukaryota, Metazoa, Chordata, Mammalia, Carnivora, Ursidae. Gene Ontology annotation, molecular function: protein binding. The record is from RefSeq and is a predicted model, not a curated record.